Molecule: messenger RNA, 2533 nt
Organism: Haliotis rufescens (red abalone)
Lineage: Eukaryota; Metazoa; Mollusca; Gastropoda; Lepetellida; Haliotidae
Product: acetylcholine receptor subunit alpha-like
Exons: 7
Coding region: 142-1434 (430 amino acids)
Biological process (GO): nervous system process; signal transduction; chemical synaptic transmission
Cellular component (GO): membrane; neuron projection; synapse
Molecular function (GO): transmembrane signaling receptor activity; extracellular ligand-gated monoatomic ion channel activity; neurotransmitter receptor activity
Source: RefSeq, a predicted model, not a curated record
GGGUCUGGUUUACCGCAGUACAGGAAGUUUAUAGACUUUUAAUCAGGUUGAGCAGAGCAGAGAUAUUUAAUAAUAGAUGUAGACCUCACUUGCUUUUGUAGAUGUCAGUUAAGAUAUCAAAAGUUGUUCUGUGCAGGUGGCAUGGUGGACACACUACUUGGAUCCUACCAGAAGGAAGUCCAUCCCCGACCUGAGGACAACCAGAGUGUGUACGUGACGCUGGAUCUGGCGAUCAGACAAGUUGUAGAUCUGGCCGAGACAAAGCAGAUUCUGACAACCAAUCUGUGGAUCCGCAUGAAUUGGACCGACCACAGACUCACAUGGAACCCAUCAAGUUUCGAUGGAAUUGACACCAUUUAUGUACCUUUGGACAGUAUCUGGACACCCGACGUCACCCUUUACGAUGACACAGCAUUUGGCAGUAACGUCGCUCUGUCGGAAAGGAAGUUCCACAAACUAAAAGUAACCAAUGAAGGCAGAGUAACGCAGAGAUUCCCCACCGUCCUCAGCAGCAUCUGCGGUGUCGACACCACCUACUUCCCCUUUGACAAACAGCUAUGUCCACUCAAGUUCGGCUUGUGGCUCCACGAUGACGACAUUGUGACCUUGACAAGCGACCAGACAGGGGACACCACGUCGUAUCUCGAGAAUGCUGAAUGGUUCCUCACCGGAAUCGAUGCAGAGAAGAAGCCAUAUUUGUACAAUGGUUUAGUCUACAGCACUAUCACGUACACUGUGUCCAUACAAAGACGACCGGCGUUCUUCAUGCUGACGCUGUUCUUCCCAUGUUUUCUCCUCAGUAGUAUGUCGAUCCUCGGGUUCCUCCUCCCGCCAACUUCAGGGGAGAAGGUCGGACUGCAGGUCACCCUGCUGCUGUCCCUGACAGUGUUCCUGUUCCUCACCAUUGAUACGCUGCCACCAAACUCCGAACCAUUGCCACUUAUGUGCGUGUACUUCGUGUUGGUGAUCAUGAUUGCGACCACGUCUUGCGUCCUCGCUGUUAUUGUUCAGAAAAUCCACCUGAAAAGCAAACAAGGCUGGAAGGUUCCUCCUCUGGCACGAACUGUCAUCAUCCACUGGCUUGGUCGUCUGGUGCUGAUGAAGAGGCCACACGUUCGCAGGAAACAUACAAAUGAGGACCUUGAAGCAGAGAGAGGGGGUAACACCGUCGGUAUUCAGAAAACUCCAACAGCAGCAACAGCAGAUGCACCAGCACCGUCAACAUUACCUAGGGAGUAUGGGGCUUUCCGUGAGAUACUGACAGGCUUGGAGCAGCUUCUGAAACGUCAUGAAGGGGAGAAGGCAACAGACGACACUGACGAAUAUGAGGACUGGCUAACCAUUGCAUCUAUCCUCGACAGAUUCUUCCUCAUUCUCUCUGUAGUCAUUUCGUUUGUCAUAUCAACCGUCUUCCUUAUCCAUUUUUCCGUUUGAACACCAUCUGAAAAACACAGGAAUGGUACCUGUGCGUGUACCGUUUGACAAUCUGGAUUGUCUCCCUUUAGAUCAUUCUUUCAUACUAUAGCUUUUACACGUGACAACACAAUAUUUAUCUAUUUCCCAACUGCAUUAAUAAUAAGAAAGUCCUAGCUUUUAACGUAAUACAUUUUAUGAAGAGUUUCAUAUUUAUUCUACGUUUAGCCAGCCUUAACCACGUAUUCUCUAUCAAAAAUAAAACGAAAUGUCUAUCUAUGUAAAACAUGGGUUGCUGAAGACCUAUUCCACCCCGCGUCUCCACGGUCUUGUUCAAAGUGUUUGUGUUUUGGAUCAUGGUCAAUUUUGUGUUGUUUUUACCACCAGGUUCUUUGAUUUGGACAAAACAAGGUUUGAACCACCUUGGAGAUGAAUGUUGAUCAUCGUGUCUCAUUUAUUUCAGUUACAGGGCCAGGUUCCUGCUCAAAAGUAAUAUUGCUCUGAUUGCUCUGAUAACACUAUUGUGCUUUAGUGCUGACUAGUACUUGAAAUUGACGGCCAUCUUGAUUUUUUGUAGAUUUAUCAAUAGUCGAAAAAGUUCAGUAAUUGUGAAUAUGUUGUAAGAAACAUAAUAUGGCUAAUUCGCAACAAAACACAUGCUUUUUUCAUCAAAAGAUUUAACCUCAUCUGAAAUAAGAAAGAUACAUAAUUAAUCGGAGGCCAGAUUGGAUUAUGCAAAUAAGACAUAUUUCUCAAACUAGGAUUGCUUGAGACUUCUAGUAUGUUAUUCUUGGGACCUUGUAGAAAUGCAUUGUUGUGAAAUAAAUUCUGUUUGCAAUUUGUUCCAAGUGAAACCUUAUUUUGCCUGGACUGUAUGGGUCCAUGACAAUCUACCCCUGUAGAUCCAGGGAUAGAAUAGGUCUUCAGCAACCCAUGCUUGCUUGUCGUAUGAGCAGACUAUGCUUGUCUUAAGAGGCGACUAACGGGAUCGACUAACGGGAUCGGGUGGUCAGGCUCGCUGACUUGGUUGAUGCAUGUAAUCGUAUCCCAAAUGAGUGGACCGAUGCUCAGUCACUGAAUUCGAUUACUUACAGACCACCUUCCAAAUUGAUACCCUUUG